UCUAAGCAGGAGUGGAUCACCGAGGAGGAAGAAAAAUGAAGACUCACUAUAAGUUCUGUAUUGUAAUUGGCCUGAUGAUGACCGUAAAUUCAAGUCCAAUAUCACGAGGAGUUGAGGAAGAUGAUGCUUUUGUAGAGAGUUACUUGAAGAAAUUCUACAACCUGACUGAGCAGACUGGGACUGCUUCCCACGGGAGGUUUAGUCAGAUGAGUCUCAAAAUAGCAGAGAUGCAGAAGUUUUUUGGACUUACAGUCACAGGUACUAUGGACUCGGAGACACUAAACGUGAUGAAGAAGCCUCGCUGUGGAGUUCCAGAUGUUGCUCAGUACUCUACGUUUCGUGAGGGUCUCAAAUGGAAGACCAAUGAGCUGACAUACAGGAUUGAGAACUACACUCCUGACAUGACUGCGGCUGAAGUGGACGACUCCAUCCACAGAGCAUUGCAAGUCUGGGCUCGUGUCACUCCUCUGAGGUUCACCCGCAUCCACAGCGGCCCAGCCCACAUCAUGAUCUCCUUUGGUAGAGGAUACCACGGUGAUUUCUUCCCGUUUGAUGGGCCACAUGGCACUCUGGCUCACGCUUUUGCUCCAUCUGCUGGCAUUGGAGGAGAUGCACACUUUGAUGAUGAUGAAUAUUUCACCUUCCGUUCAACUAAUGGCUACAUUCUGUUCCUGGUGGCUGCUCAUGAGUUUGGCCACUCGCUGGGUCUGUCUCACUCCAGUGACUCGGAUGCCCUCAUGUAUCCUACGUACAGCUAUAGAGAUCCAAAUUCAUUUAUUCUGUCCAAAGAUGAUGUCAGUGGAAUUCAUUCUCUCUAUGGCUCAAACACCAGGCUCAAACGCCCUCACAAGCCUGACCUCAAACCUCCAGUCACCUGUGACCCUAAUCUAGUCCUUGAUGCUGUUACUACAUUACGAGGAGAGAGGUUCUUCUUCAAGAAUAGCUUCUUCUGGCGUGUUUCCACGGCCUACAAGACUGGACCACAUCUGAUCCAGAGUUUCUGGCCUGAUGCUCCAGAUUAUAUUGAUGCUGCUUAUGAGAAUACAGCACAAGACCAACUAUUCUUCUUCAAAGGUCAGAAGGUUUGGGUGUUCAAGGCUACUGACAUUGUGCAGGGGUAUCCUAAGAGCCUCAGCAGUGUGGGGCUUCCCUCUACAGUGAAGAAAAUCAGUGCUGCCCUUUAUGAUCCUGACACUGGAAAGACCCUGUUCUUUGUUGACAACAAAUACUACAGUUAUGAUGAAAAAAGGAAAGUGAUGGACAAGGGUUCCCCUAAACUGGUGGGAAAGAGAUUCCCAGGAGUUACUGGAAAAAUUACUGCAGCUUUCCAGUACAGGGGUUUUACCUACCUCUUCAGUGGAACACGCAUGUUUGAGUACAGCAACUCAAGCAAGAAAGUCUUACGUGAGCUUAAUAAUAAUUACUUCUUGCCGUGCUAAUUGUUCCCAUCUGUGUACCACUGAGAUAGUGGCAUGGCAAAAUAUAAAUAGCAAAUACAGUAUGGUCCAUUACAUUUACCAUGUUUAUUGAUAAUAUUUUAUUUGUAUGCACUUUGUAAAAUCUUAUUGUUGUACUGUGUGUUUUGUAAAUGUAGCUUGUCUAAAUUAUUAUUAUUAUUAUUUCUGUUGCUAUUGUUAUUUAUUUAUUGUUAUAUAGCUGCCUUGCUAGUUAUGCAAAAUUGUAAGAUUUUUUGUUCAUUACUGAAGUUAUUUAUAGUUAGGUAACUAAUGUUACCUAGAUCUUUUCUUGAUAGCUUUGGCAAUUUUUAGUCUAAAUAUUUUGCUGUAAAAAUACAAAGGUUUUUCAUUAUAUGGCAAUGCCAAAACUAAAAACCUUUUAUCUUAAUCUACUAGAAAUCUAUCUUGUAUUGAUUAAUACCUGAAAUUAUUACUUUUUCUUUUUGAAUCAGUUGCACCAUUUUGUAAGUAGAGUACUUAUGAGCAGUAAUAACUAUUUUAUUAAAGCUUUCUACCGCA
Electrophorus electricus (electric eel) is the source of this 1976-nucleotide messenger RNA. RefSeq names its product collagenase 3-like. Gene Ontology annotation, cellular component: extracellular matrix. Gene Ontology annotation, biological process: extracellular matrix organization; collagen catabolic process; proteolysis. Gene Ontology annotation, molecular function: metalloendopeptidase activity; zinc ion binding. NCBI's taxonomy places the organism in Eukaryota, Metazoa, Chordata, Actinopteri, Gymnotiformes, Gymnotidae. The record is from RefSeq and is a predicted model, not a curated record.